AGGGCAACGGGGACUCACCGAUAAACCAAUGCUAGAAUACACAACUGUAAGAAUGCUCAAAGAGAGAGCUUGACGGAUGCGCCGCACUGCAGGAAUAGCAUCUUACCCAAAAGGGAAAUGAAUAAACAACGACCGGCCACCGCAACAACUAUUAGAAGUCACGUGUAUACUGCCCUGUUAGACCGCCCUCGCCUGGUUUACAAGACACAUCCAAUAACAACUGCUUAUAUAAUAAACUUCCAGAAGUGUCACGCUAAUCCUAGAGAGGAAUAGCCUCGGGAGUCAGAUCGGCGGCAAGCUAUUCCUCAUCGGGGAGGACCGUGGAUGCCUUCGGGCUGCAGGCGCCAUCUCCGAAGACCGAAAUAUCACCAGAAGGAAAUGCUUGUUUCGUUCGCUCCUCAUUUUCUUCCAUCCAGUCUUUGCUAAGUUCACAUGGAAGAUACUGUCGUUUAAGGCGUAAUGUCUCUAACACUAAAACUCUCCUCUCUGUUAAUCCGCACGCUUUCGAAGCCCAUCGCUAACCAAAUAAAAGCCCAGGCGCGCGAACAUGACCGUUUCCGACGAGUAUGUGUCUCCGUGGCACAGACCCUCCAUCGAUUCGACAUGGGUCUUCGAUUGGGCAACCUCCGAGACACAUCGGUGUCCCGAAGACAAGCGGAAGCAGCUGCCGCUGUUCGGAAACUUAAACCCAAGGCCCCAACAGCGAAGACAGAGGCGGAAGCAAAGGCAGAAGAGGAGGCUAUAGCAAAAGCGAAUGCUUUGGCUUCCGAAGCGUCAAAACCGCUGCCUAAACCGCAUAUCCGACCCCUCUCAGAGGCCAAGGCCAUCGAAUCGGGCGCCGUGUUCCUGAGCGAAACAUUCCUAUUUCUGGUGGCAGGUGGAUUGAUUAUCUUCGAGACUAUGAGAGCUCGAAGGAAAGAAUCAAGUCGCAGAGAAGAUGUGGAGGGACGAUUACUGGAGCUACAGCAGUCCGAGAAGGCUUCUCGGAAAGCCCUGAUGACUCUGGAAAAGGAACUCCUGCAUCUGAAGUCAAAGUAUGGAGAACCAGUCAAAUCUGGCCAUAUUUUAUCACGCGACAUCUGGGAAACGGAAGGCAUUGAGGAGGAUGAAGACGCCAAGGAUGAGGGGUGGCUUUCUCAAAUCCAAUCGUACUUAUCGUACCUUUCUUCCGUUGUUCAGGGAACAACACGUGGCCCUAAGCCUUUGACUGAAGGAGAGCAGGACUCGAAGAAACCUCCUGCUGAUACGCUGUCUUUGUCUUCAACAACCUCGACCGGCGAUGAUAAGACAUCUCGACCAUCCGAAAGUGCAUAAUUGAUGGCAUUGGAUAUGACAUAGAAUUGGAACUUUGUUUAACUCCCGGAUAUCCCUUUGAUCAUUACGGCGUCAUGACCAGUUCAUCUUCUCAGACAGGCAUGUCUAUGGCAUUGUGCUGGAUGAUGGCAUGUGCUGUAUCACAUACAUUUCUUGUCGAAUAUUUUAGAGGGAAACAAGCACGUAAAUAGCAACUGAAUAUUUUCAAGCAGACUGUAUUCGUUCUACAGAAUAUGUGUCAGGAGUAUUCCUUGACAUAAAUAUCCAUGAUCGGAUAUUACAAGAUUCAUGCUGUUCUUG
Messenger RNA from Monascus purpureus, 1614 nucleotides. Lineage: Eukaryota; Fungi; Ascomycota; Eurotiomycetes; Eurotiales; Aspergillaceae. The record is from the annotation of a GenBank genome assembly.